AUGGCAGCCCCCUCUCCUUGGCCUCCCAUUGGCUCCCUGUUGCCAUGGGCUACAGAGUCUGUCUCCCCGGACUCUCCUACAGAAGCAUGUGCGUCAAAGCUUAUGGACACCGUUGAGCUGCUUACAGGAGGGGGUCCCAGGCGCUGUUUUGUUUUGGACGAUGAAGGCAGCACCCUACGGCAGCAGAAACUCGAGAGGCAGAGGGCUUUGCUGGAGCAGAAACAAAAGAAGAAGCGCCAGGAGCCUCUGAUGGUACAGUCCAACCCAGACAGCCGCACGAGAACACGCCGUGCGCGGCAAUCUGAGGAGCAGGCCCCACUGGUGGAGUCCUACCUGAACAGCAACAGUAGCACCAGCUACAACGUACAGGAAGCUGAACAAGAUGACGGGAAGUUGGGCAAGGACCCCUCGAUGCCCAGAUCAGCCAAGAGGAGCCCCGCAGCAGGGGCAGCAGCAGCAGGCGGUCAGGGUGGUAUCUCUAAAAAGGAGAAGAAGGGGAAACCCAAAGGGAGUGAUGGGUUUUUCUCGGAUGAUGAGCCAGACCCGAACGUGCAGAUCCUGACAGUGGGUCGGUCUGGCUCCAGUAAGAGCCUGGCAGAGGCAGCAGCUUCCGGAGGGCAGCAUUCAUCCAAGCAGGACCUCCGUACCACAAUGCAAACGAAGGGCAUCUCCAGCAGCAUGAACUUUGACGAAGAAGAGGAGGAAGAGGAUGAAGAAGAUGAUGAAGAGGACAGCUCCAGCUCUUCUCAGUUAAACACCAAUGCCCGGCCAGGCUCCGCCACCAGCAAGAAGUCGAAUAAGGAGAUGGCCUCGGCCCCCAGCCCCUCAGCCCAGGCACCGCUCAUCGAGGUGGAGGACCUGGAGGAGUUUGCGCUCCGGCCAGCCCCACAGGGCAUCACCAUCAAGUGCCGCAUCACGCGGGACAAGAAGGGGAUGGACCGAGGAAUGUACCCCACCUACUAUCUGCACAUGGAACGGGAGGACGGGAAAAAGGUAUUCCUCCUCGCUGGAAGGAAGAGGAAGAAGAGUAAAACAUCUAAUUACCUCAUCUCUGUAGACCCGACAGACUUAUCCCGAGGAGGAGAGAGCUUUGUGGGGAAACUCCGGUCAAACCUCAUGGGAACGAAGUUCACCGUGUAUAACAAUGGAGUCAACCCAAUGAAGACAUCAUCAUCAAAUUUGGAAGGUGCAAAUAUAAGGCAGGAGCUGGCUGCCAUUUGCUAUGAGACUAAUGUCUUGGGAUUUAAGGGCCCUCGGAAAAUGAGCGUGAUCAUCCCUGGCAUGAGCAUGGUGCACGAGAGGGUCUCCAUCCGGCCUCGAAAUGAGCAGGAGACGUUGCUGGCUCGGUGGCUAAGCAAGAGUACGGACACCGUCAUUGAGCUACACAACAAGACGCCGGUGUGGAAUGAUGACACCCAGUCCUAUGUGCUCAACUUCCACGGGCGUGUCACGCAGGCCUCCGUCAAGAAUUUCCAGAUCAUCCAUGCAAAUGACCCUGACUACAUCGUGAUGCAGUUUGGCCGGGUGGCAGAGGACGUGUUCACCAUGGAUUACAACUACCCGAUGUGCGUCCUGCAGGCGUUUGCCAUCGCGCUCUCCAGCUUCGACAGCAAGCUGGCCUGUGAGUAA
Vombatus ursinus (common wombat) is the source of this 1629-nucleotide messenger RNA. It is a transcript of the gene TUB, whose product is annotated as tubby bipartite transcription factor. Lineage: Eukaryota; Metazoa; Chordata; Mammalia; Diprotodontia; Vombatidae. Gene Ontology annotation, biological process: protein localization to cilium. Gene Ontology annotation, cellular component: cilium. The transcript is spliced from 12 exons. The record is from RefSeq and is a predicted model, not a curated record. Bases 1 to 1629 code for a protein of 542 amino acids.